UUCCUGACGGACAGAGUACGGGUGCCGGGCGGGCUCUCGCGGAAGUCCAUGCGCCAUUGGGAGGGCCGCAGUAGCUGCUCUGUGCCCUUGUUGCUGAGGGCCUCUUCCUGGGUCACUCCUGGAGCAGGGGCCGGACUGGGGCUGACACCGGGGCUCCGGCGUGGCCCUCUCGGCGCCCGUGUGACCUCCUCGCCGGCGGGAUGUGGCGACUACGCCGAGCCGCCGUGGCCUGUGAGGUCUGCCAAUCCUUAGUGAAACGUAGCUCUGGAAUCAAAGGAAGCUUACCACUACAAAAACUGCAUCUGGUUUCACGAAGCGUUUAUCAUUCACAUCAUCCUACCUUAAAGCUUCAAAGACCCCAAUUCCGGACAUCAUUUCAUCAGUUCUCCUCUUUAGCUAACCUUCCAUUACGUAAAUUGAAGCUUUCUCCAAUUAAAUAUGGCUACCAGCCUCACAGGAAUUUUUGGCCAGCGAGAUUAGCUGCAAGACUCUUAAAACUUCGAUAUCUCAUACUAGGAUCUGCUGUUGGUGGUGGCUAUACAGCCAAAAAAACUUUUGAUCAGUGGAAAGAUAUGAUACCUGACCUCAGUGACUAUAAAUGGAUUGUGCCUGACAUUGUGUGGGAGAUUGAUGAGUAUAUUGAUUUAGAGAAAAUUAGAAAAGCACUUCCUAAUUCAGACGACCUUGCAAAAUUGGCACCUGACUUUGAUAAAAUUGUUGAAAGCCUCAGUUUACUGAAGGACUUUUUCACCACAGGUCACAAAUUGGUUAGUGAAGUCAUAGGAGCUUCUGACCUACUUCUCUUGUUAGGUUCACCUGGAGAAACAGCAUUCAGAGCAACAGAUCACGGAUCUGAAAGUGACAAGCAUUAUAGAAAGGGUCUGCUUGGUGAGCUCAUUCUCUUACAACAGCAAAUUCAAGAGCAUGAAGAGGAAGCGCGCAGAGCCGCUGGCCAAUAUAACACAAGCUAUGCCCAACAGAAGCGCAAGGUUACAGACAAAGAGAAAAUUGACCAGCUUCAAGAAGAACUUCUGCAUACUCAGUUAAAGUACCAAAGGAUCUUGGAACGAUUAGAAAAAGAGAACAAAGAAUUAAGAAAAUUAGUAUUACAGAAAGAUGACAAAGGCAUCCAUCACAGAAAGCUUAAGAAAUCCUUGAUUGACAUGUAUUCUGAAGUUCUUGAUGUUCUAUCUGAUUAUGACGCCAGUUACAAUACACAAGAUCAUCUGCCAAGGGUUGUUGUGGUUGGAGAUCAGAGUGCUGGAAAAACUAGUGUGCUGGAAAUGAUUGCCCAAGCACGGAUAUUCCCUCGAGGAUCUGGGGAGAUGAUGACACGUUCUCCAGUUAAGGUCACUCUGAGUGAAGGUCCUCACCACGUGGCCUUGUUUAAAGAUAGUUCUCGGGAGUUCGAUCUUACCAAAGAGGAGGAUCUUGCAGCACUAAGACAUGAAAUAGAACUCCGAAUGAGGAAAAAUGUGAAAGAAGGCUGUACUGUUAGUCCUGAGACCAUAUCCUUAAACGUAAAAGGCCCCGGACUGCAAAGGAUGGUGCUUGUUGACUUACCAGGUGUGAUUAAUACUGUGACAUCAGGCAUGGCUCCUGACACAAAGGAAACUAUUUUCAGUAUCAGCAAAGCUUAUAUGCAGAAUCCUAAUGCCAUCAUACUAUGUAUUCAAGAUGGAUCUGUGGAUGCUGAACGUAGCAUUGUUACAGAUUUGGUCAGUCAAAUGGAUCCUCAUGGAAGGAGGACGAUAUUUGUUUUGACCAAAGUAGACCUGGCAGAAAAAAACGUGGCUAGCCCGAGCAGGAUUCAGCAGAUAAUUGAAGGAAAACUCUUCCCAAUGAAAGCUCUAGGUUAUUUUGCUGUUGUAACAGGAAAAGGGAACAGCUCUGAAAGCAUUGAAGCUAUAAGAGAAUAUGAAGAAGAAUUUUUUCAGAAUUCAAAACUCCUAAAGACAAGCAUGCUAAAGGCACACCAAGUGACUACAAGAAAUUUAAGCCUCGCUGUAUCAGACUGCUUUUGGAAAAUGGUACGAGAGUCCGUUGAGCAACAGGCUGAUAGUUUCAAAGCAACACGUUUUAACCUUGAAACUGAGUGGAAGAAUAACUAUCCUCGCCUACGAGAACUUGACCGGAACGAACUAUUUGAAAAAGCUAAAAACGAAAUCCUCGAUGAAGUUAUCAGUCUGAGCCAGGUCACACCAAAACAUUGGGAGGAAAUCCUUCAGCAGUCUUUGUGGGAAAGAGUAUCAACUCAUGUGAUUGAAAACAUCUAUCUUCCAGCUGCACAGACCAUGAAUUCAGGGACUUUUAAUACAACAGUGGACAUCAAGCUUAAACAGUGGACUGAUAAACAGCUUCCUAAUAAAGCAGUAGAGGUUGCUUGGGAGACCCUACAAGAAGAAUUUUCCCGCUUCAUGACAGAACCAAAAGGGAAAGAGCAUGAUGACAUAUUUGAUAAACUUAAAGAGGCUGUUAAGGAAGAAAGUAUUAAGCGCCACAAGUGGAAUGAUUUUGCGGAGGACAGCUUGAGGGUUAUCCAGCACAAUGCUUUAGAAGACCGUUCCAUAUCUGAUAAACAACAGUGGGAUGCCGCUAUUUAUUUUAUGGAAGAAGCUCUUCAGGCUCGCCUCAAGGACACUGAAAAUGCAAUUGAAAACAUGAUAGGUCCAGAUUGGAAAAAGAGAUGGUUAUACUGGAAGAACCGGACCCAAGAACAGUUUGUCCACAACGAAACCAAGAACGAAUUGGAGAAGAUGUUGAAGUGUAACGAGGAGCAUCCGGCAUAUCUCGCAAGCGAUGAGAUAACCACAGUGCGAAAGAACCUGGAAUCCCGAGGGGUAGAAGUGGACCCAAGCUUGAUUAAAGAUACUUGGCACCAAGUUUAUAGAAGACAUUUCUUGAAAACAGCUCUAAACCAUUGUAACCUUUGUCGAAGAGGCUUUUACUACUACCAAAGGCAUUUUGUAGAUUCUGAGUUGGAAUGCAAUGAUGUCGUCCUGUUCUGGCGAAUACAACGCAUGCUUGCCAUCACUGCAAAUACUUUGAGGCAGCAACUUACGAACACUGAAGUCAGGCGAUUAGAGAAAAAUGUGAAAGAGGUAUUGGAAGAUUUUGCUGAAGACAGCGAGAAGAAGGUAAAACUGCUCACUGGCAAACGAGUUCAGCUGGCUGAAGACCUCAAGAAAGUUAGAGAAAUUCAAGAAAAACUUGAUGCUUUUAUUGAAGCUCUUCAUCAGGAGAAAUAAAUGAAUCCUACUCAUAAUAUAAUCACCUCCGCAUACAUGUGAAGAAAGAAAACUCCAAAGUCUUUUGUCCUGCCUUUUUUCCUUCUGCUAUUCCACCUUUCUAAACAUGAAAUAAAGUCAUGGGGUGAAACUACUUAAUGCGAAUCAGA
Messenger RNA from Prionailurus viverrinus (fishing cat), 3397 nucleotides. It is a transcript of the gene OPA1, whose product is annotated as OPA1 mitochondrial dynamin like GTPase. Gene Ontology annotation, molecular function: GTP binding; GTPase activity; microtubule binding. NCBI's taxonomy places the organism in Eukaryota, Metazoa, Chordata, Mammalia, Carnivora, Felidae. Bases 201 to 3248 code for a protein of 1015 amino acids. The transcript has 31 exons. The record is from RefSeq and is a predicted model, not a curated record. Gene Ontology annotation, biological process: mitochondrial fusion. Gene Ontology annotation, cellular component: mitochondrial membrane; microtubule; cytoplasm.